Messenger RNA from Olea europaea var. sylvestris, 1633 nucleotides. RefSeq names its product protein DJ-1 homolog A-like. The transcript has 8 exons. Gene Ontology annotation, biological process: protein deglycation, glyoxal removal; guanine deglycation, glyoxal removal. The record is from RefSeq and is a predicted model, not a curated record. Gene Ontology annotation, cellular component: cytosol; nucleus. NCBI's taxonomy places the organism in Eukaryota, Viridiplantae, Streptophyta, Magnoliopsida, Lamiales, Oleaceae. Gene Ontology annotation, molecular function: protein deglycase activity. The coding region runs from base 49 to 1368 and encodes 439 amino acids.
UCUAGAGAACUCGAACUACCUUUACACAUCAAAAAAAUAGAAUAGAAAAUGGCAGCACUACGUUUGCGCCACCUCACUCCAUUUGCCCCCUUUAUAUCUAUCACCAAACGGCCCCUACAUUCGUCACAUUUACACACGCACUCCAUCUCCCGCAGUAAAAUCAAACGCUUCUCAUUUACAGUAAUGGCUUCCUCUGCUAAGAAGGUUUUGGUGCCGGUUGCGAAUGGAACGGAGCCGCUGGAGGCUGUGAUAACUAUUGAUGUGUUGAGGAGAGCUGGCGCCGAUGUGACCGUCGCGUCGGUGGAGAAACAGCUAUGUGUUGAUGCUUGUCACGGAGUGAAAAUCGUCGGCGAUGCCCUUAUUUCUGAUUGCGCUGAUACUGCGUAUGAUCUUAUUUCUCUUCCGGGAGGAAUGCCUGGUGCAGCCACACUUAGAGAUUGCAAAACAUUGGAAAGCAUGGUGAAGAAGCAGGCUGCUGAUGGCCGCCCAUAUGCUGCAAUAUGUGCAGCUCCUGCAGUUGCACUUGGAUCAUGGGGUCUCUUGAAGGGGUUGAAAGCAACUUGUUACCCAUCAUUUAUGGAGCAGCUAUCAUCUUCUGCUACUGCUGUUGAAUCAAGAGUCCAGAAGGAUGGGAAAGUAGUGACCAGUCGAGGACCAGGAACAGCUAUGGAGUAUUCUGUAACCCUGGUCGAACUACUUUAUGGGAAGGAAAAAGCUGAUGAAGUUUCUGGACCACUGGUUAUGCGCUCAAAUCACGGGGAUGAGUAUACAUUCGCUGAGCUAAAACCAAUCAAGUGGACAUUUGGGGAUAGUCCACAGAUUCUUGUACCCAUUGCUAAUGGAACCGAGGAGAUGGAAGCUGUUAUAAUGAUAGAUGUACUACGACGAGCAAAAGCUGAAGUGGUGGUGGCAUCUGUUGAAGAUAAAUUAGAAAUCCUGGCUUCCAGGAAAGUUAAACUUGUCGCGGACGUUCUUCUAGACGAGGCUCUAAAACGUUCUUAUGACCUUAUUGUUUUGCCUGGCGGACUUGGUGGUGCACAAGCCUUUGCCAAAUCAGAGAAGCUCGUAUUUUCACUGAAGAAGCAAAGGGAAGCAAAUAAACCCUAUGGGGCAAUAUGUGCUUCGCCAGCUUUAGUUUUUGAGCCCCAUGGCUUGUUGAAGGGUAAGAAGGCCACUGCUUUCCCAGCUAUGUGCAACAAACUGUCGGAUCCAAGCGAAGCAGAAAAUCGAGUUGUGGUCGAUGGCAAUCUCAUCACUAGCAGAGGUCCAGGAACAGCCAUGGAGUUUUCUUUGGUGAUCACAGAGAAACUAUUCGGACAAAAGAAAGCAUUAGAUCUGGCCAAGACUAUGCUUUUUGUACAGCAGUAGAGGCUGUAGCACACGCCUCUGGUAACACCUCGACUCUCUCGAUGAGUAUUGUCUUUCAAAUGGAGUUAACAGUCUGAGUUUGAUAUGUAAUCUUGUUAAGCUAUUAGAAAGUAAUAAAUGAGUCUUUGGAGAGGGAAAUGUUCUGUAUUCUGGGCUUGUUACUCAUCUUUCGAAUGAAGUUGACAGUCUUGAGUUCUGUGUGUAAGCUAUUACAAAGUAAUAAAUGGUCAUUUUGUAGAGGGAAAUGUUAUGUAUUCUGUGCGCU